GGCCGGCCUGACCCCUCGCCGAAGCCCCUUUCCCCUCGGAGACAGGCCCCGCCGAGGAGCCGCGACGGGACCCACCGGCUGCCCGGACCCUUCGGAGCACGGAGAGACCCCCCCGGGCCCCAUCCCCGCGGGCAGGCGACCCCCAGAGCGGCCCCGGGACUGCCCCGGCCCGACCCCCUCGACCCCCCGACUCGACCCAUUGCUGGAGCAGAGAGCCCGACCCCUCCCGGAGCCCUUCCGAGGGGCGAGGGACCCCCGAGGGGACGCGGCCCCUUCCCCGGGCCACGGGAGUCGGCACCCCUGGGACCCACCGGCUGUCCCCGCGGGGGCGAAGGACGCCUGGAGCCCCCUACGAAGGCCCCGGCCCCCCGGCCCUCGUCCCCCGUCCCGGGCUGGCCCCCGGCCGCAGAGGAUCCCUUUUCCGGGACUGGGGGCACCCGGGCUGCCCAGUGCCCCCCGGCUGAGCCGGCCCUGAGCCGGCGGGGUGGCCGUGGGGUGUCGAGGAGCCCCGGGGGGGCUUCGGCACCCUGCACCUCCCCGGCCCCAUGGCGGCCAAGUGGUUCAAGGAGUUCCCAUCCAACCUGAAGACGGUUUCGGAGAGGGCUCGGCCGAGCAGCGGGAGCCUCGGGAAGAGCCGCAAGAAUUCAACCGCUGAGCUCGGGGGCUGCCGGGCGGCAGGGGGUGGCAAGGAAGGGGGUAGUCGGCUGUCACGGGACAACCUGCAGGGUCUGCUCCAGGCCGCCACUGGGAAGAUGAGGAAGAACUCUCGAGCGGAGGGGGGCACAGCGGAGGGACCCCCCAAAACCUGCGGUACCUACAUCAACCGCCUCAUCAAGGUGGAGGCUCCUGAGAAGAACGGGAAGGGGUACCCCGGCCCCUUGCCUGCUGGCCUGCCUGCCCCCGAGCAGGACAAGGGAAAGACCCCCAAGACAGAGACGGUCAUCAUCCUGGAGGACUACGCCGACCCCUACGAUGCCAAGCGCACCAAGGGGCAGCGGGACGCCGAGCGCCUGGGGGAGAACGACGGGUACAUGGAACCCUACGACGCCCAGCAGAUGAUCACAGAAAUCCGUCGUCGGGGUUCCAAGGACCCCCUGGUCAAAGCCAUCCUGCUGCUGGACGGUCCUGGCGAGUCCGGGGACGGGGGUGCCAAACUGGAGCCAGCCAAGUGGCCGGGGGGCAAGGAGGUGGCAGGGAAGGGGCCACAGCUCUACGACACCCCCUAUGAGCCUGGGGAGGGGGUGGCUGGGGGGACCCCCGAGCGCAGGGUGAGGGCCAGUGACGGGCGCCUGCCCGAGAACGACGAGCGCCCUGCCGGAGAGUACGAGCAGCCCUGGGAGUGGAAGAAGGAGCAGAUUGUCAAAGCACUGUCAGUCCAGUUCGAGGGCUCAGAGCGUCCCAAGGAGGAGACGCUGCGGCAGCACCUACGCCAGAAGAGCUGGACCUCCAAGAUGCUGAAGCCGGCGGGGGCCGAGCACAGCGAGGGGGAGAGGGUGGACCCCGCCCUGGCACUGGAGAAACAGCCCUGGUACCACGGGGCCAUCACGCGGGCUGAGGCGGAGAGCCGGCUGCAGACGUGCCGGGAGGCGGGGUACCUGGUGCGCACCAGCGAGACCGGCAGCGGCAAGUACUCCAUCGCGCUCAAGACCAGCCAGGGCUGCGUCCACAUCAUCGUGGCCCAGACCAAGGACAACAAGUACACGCUCAGCCAGGCCAGCGGCGUCUUCGCCAGCAUCCCUGAGGUCGUGCACUACUACUCCACCGAGAAGCUGCCCUUCAAGGGGGCCGAGCACAUGGCCCUGCUGCACCCUGUCCACUGCAAGCUGCAUUAGUGCCCGCUGAUGCCUCCCCAGACUGGUCUGCGACCCCCACCCCUGCUGCACGGGGCAGGCCUGGCCACGGAGAUGGCCGUGUGCCACGGGGAGGGUCCGGCCACGGGGAUGGCCACGUGCCACGGGGAGUGUCCAGCGGGAGCCCCUCUGUCACGCCAUGACCUCGAUGCCGGACUCCAGCAGGGCUGUCAGGAUUUUGCCAGGACGAGUCCUGACCCCCCUGUGCCAGAGCUGACAGGCCAGGGGGCUGCCCAGGGUGGGGGAACGCAGCGAGACUGGGACGUGUAACGACGUAGUAAAAUAAACUCGU
Molecule: messenger RNA, 2142 nt
Organism: Empidonax traillii (willow flycatcher)
Lineage: Eukaryota; Metazoa; Chordata; Aves; Passeriformes; Tyrannidae
Gene: SHE
Product: Src homology 2 domain containing E
Exons: 6
Coding region: 546-1832 (428 amino acids)
Molecular function (GO): phosphotyrosine residue binding
Source: RefSeq, a predicted model, not a curated record